Messenger RNA from Medicago truncatula (barrel medic), 1879 nucleotides. RefSeq names its product cytochrome P450 89A2. Bases 112 to 1635 code for a protein of 507 amino acids. Gene Ontology annotation, cellular component: membrane. Gene Ontology annotation, molecular function: iron ion binding; oxidoreductase activity, acting on paired donors, with incorporation or reduction of molecular oxygen, NAD(P)H as one donor, and incorporation of one atom of oxygen; heme binding. The transcript has a single exon. The record is from RefSeq and is a predicted model, not a curated record. Lineage: Eukaryota; Viridiplantae; Streptophyta; Magnoliopsida; Fabales; Fabaceae.
AAAAAGGUGUGUCUUUCUCAUUUGUUUCAUGUUUCACUUGCACACAUAUCUCCUCAUCCUUUUUGUUUUGAUAUCACCGCCAACACUUUCCAACAUAUUCCAGAAACCAGAAUGGAGACAUGGUUCAUCGUCUUAUUUUCUGUAUGUGUGUGUUGGUUGAUCAAAGCCACCCUCUCCAUCACUACUAAGAGUGUAAGCCUCCCUCCUGGCCCUCCACACAUACCUAUCAUCACACCCCUCUUAUGGCUUAGAAAAUCAUUCACCCAAACCCAACUUGUACCCUUUCUUCGAACCCUACAUGCAAAACAUGGUCCAAUAAUUAGUCUUCAAAUCAUUUUCCGUCGAAUCGUAUUCAUUUCUGAUCGAUCCCUUGCCCACCAUGCCCUAAUCCAAAAUUCAUCUGUUUUCUCUGACCGCCCUAUACCACUUCCUAAUAUCAACCUCAUUUCAAGUAAUCAACACACCAUCAACACUGCUUCUUAUGGAGCUACAUGGCGUACCCUACGUCGUAACCUUGCCGCUGAGAUGCUUCACCCAUCUCGUGCCAAGUCCUUCUCCGAAAUUCGCAAGUGGGUCUUGCAAACCCUCCUCGACCGUCUUAAAUUAUCUUCAGAAUCCACUGAUUCGAUCAAAGUUGUUGACCACCUUCAAUAUGCAAUGUUUUGCUUACUCGUUUUUAUGUGUUUUGGUGAACGAGUUAAUGAUGAUAAAAUCAGCGACAUCGAACUUGUACAAAGGGCACUUCUGAUAGGUCUCAACAAAUUCAACAUUUUGAAUAUCUUUCCCAAAGUGACUCGGAUUUUAUUCCGUAAACGAUGGGAGGAAUUGUUGAAGUUGCGAAAAGAUCAAGAAGAUGUUCUACUUCCGCUAAUAAGAGCGAGGAAGGAAGCCAAGGAAAGGAGAUUGAGCAAAAACAAUGUUGUUUCCUAUGCAGAUACUCUUUUGGAAUUGGAGUUGCCCGAGGAGAAACGCAAGCUGAGUGAAGAUGAAAUGGUCAGCCUUUGUUCAGAGUUUUUGAAUGCUGGCACAGACACGACCUCCACGGCGCUCCAGUGGAUCAUGGCUAAUUUGGUGAAGUAUCCACAUGUGCAAGACAAAAUUGUGGAGGAGAUUAGAGAUCAGGUGAUUGGCGCUGAUCGAAAUGAAGAGAAUAAGGAAAUUAAAGAGGAAGACUUGCAGAACCUACCAUAUCUAAAGUGUGUGAUUUUGGAAGGGCUGAGGUGUCACCCACCGGGGCACUUUGUGUUGCCCCAUGCGGUGAAGGAGGAUGUGGUUUUCGACGGUUACUUGCUGCCUAAAAAUGUGGUAGUGAAUUUCAUGGUGGCAGACAUAGGGAGGGACCCUAGUGUUUGGGAAGAUCCAUUGGAGUUUAAACCAGAAAGGUUUUUGAAGGAUGAGGCUUUUGAUAUUACCGGGACUAAAGAGAUAAAGAUGAUGCCGUUUGGAGUUGGGAGGAGAAUUUGUCCUGGAUAUAAUUUAGCUUUGCUCCAUUUGGAAUACUUUGUGGCUAAUUUGGUCUGGAAUUUUAAUUGGAAGAUUCUAGAGGGAGCUGGUUAUGUUGAUUUGUCGGAAAAAACUGAAUUCACCGUGGUUAUGAAAAAUCCACUGCAAGUUCAUAUUUCUCCUAGGAUCUAAAUUAUGUGAUAUGUGUACCUGUACUCUUUGAGCAGGUAUAUAUAUAAUAAUAACAUUUUGAUUCAGUUGUUAGUCCAAGUAAAAUUAAUGUUUGAUGUUUUUUCAAUGUUGUGCAAAACCUACCAGAGCACGCGCUCUGCCUUGCCAAUACUAGUGUAUUCAAGAUUAUGUGCCAUUACCUGCUUCCAUGUGAUUUCUUGGUUCAAAGUAGGUAAAUGAGGAGUUUGAAAAAUAAAAUAAAAAA